AUGUCCGACGCCCCCGCCGCCGUCCCGCUCACUGAAAAUGGCGUGCCCCCGGCUGCGCAAGAGAUAGUUGUUGACGAGACUCCCGGCUUCAAGGUCUUCGCCGGAAACCUUGCGUAUUCUACCACGGAUGAAGGGCUGAAGGCGUUCUUUGCUCCCGUUGAGAGCGACGUUAUAUCUGCUCAGGUCAUUCUGCGUGGAACACGCUCUGCAGGCUACGGUUUCGUAGCCGUGGCCACCGCUGAGGCCGCGCAGAAGGCCGUCGAGCUCCUCGACAAGCAGGAGCUCGAUGGUCGCCAGGUGAUCGUUGAAGUCGCCAAACCAGCGGAUCAGAAAGACAAGGAGAAGAAGCAAAGACGAAUCAAUAGGAGGCCGGGCAGGCGCGGUAGCAAAAGCGUCCCCGGCGAGGUUAGCGAGGCUGAGGCCAACGGCGAGGUCUCUGAGAGGGCUGAAGGCGCCACACCUGGUUCUGACGAGGCGGCCAAGCCGAAGAAGAAGAAGAAAAACAACCGCAAGAACAGGCGUAAGGUUCCCGAAGGCGAGCCGCGCGCUGAGGGCGCCGAGGGCGCUGAAGCUGCAGAGGGAACAGAUGCGGCCACCAGGAGGAAGGCUCGCAAGCCUAAGGUUCUCCGUCCUCAUCGCGCCGCGGGCGAGGAUCCUAUCGGCGAGCCUUCCAAGACCGUUGUGUUCGUUGCCAACCUCGGCUUCAACAUUGACGACGCAGGUCUGUCUGCUCUUUUCACCGACGCUGAUAUCAAGGUCGUUUCGGCCCGUAUCGUGCGCCGGCGUUGGGGAAAACCCAGAAAGAGCAAGGGCUACGGCUUUGUCGAUGUAGGCGACGAGGAGGAGCAGAAGAAGGCGAUCGAGCUCCUGCAGGGUAAGGAUGUUGGCGGCAGAAACAUCGCGGUCAAGGUCGCGGUAAACGCUCAGAUGGAGGAGGAAGCGGAGACUGAUAACACUGCCGUUGAAGCCCAGCCUGAGAGGGAGGCCACCCCCGAGGCCACCGUUGUGGCGUCCUAA
Messenger RNA from Sparassis crispa, 1017 nucleotides. RefSeq names its product Single-stranded TG1-3 DNA-binding protein. Bases 1 to 1017 code for a protein of 338 amino acids. The record is from RefSeq and is a predicted model, not a curated record. Gene Ontology annotation, cellular component: cytosol. Gene Ontology annotation, molecular function: mRNA binding. NCBI's taxonomy places the organism in Eukaryota, Fungi, Basidiomycota, Agaricomycetes, Polyporales, Sparassidaceae. The transcript has 4 exons.